This is a messenger RNA of Dicrocoelium dendriticum, 1287 nucleotides long. Lineage: Eukaryota; Metazoa; Platyhelminthes; Trematoda; Plagiorchiida; Dicrocoeliidae. The record is from the annotation of a GenBank genome assembly.
AUGGAACAGGAGGAUCGUAAAUACUUCCUGCUCGCUGCCCGCCGCCGCAAACGAUCAGCCACGAGCAAUUACAUCAUUUCUUGUGAUGCCACUGAUUUGUCACGAAGCGCCGCCAGUUUCGCCGGCAAGCUCCGAUCCAAUUUCGUGGGCACUCAGUUUGUCCUCUAUGGGGGCGGUAAGCGAGCUAACAGACGUCAUGAUGUAUCGUCCAUUGGGCUGCGUUCGCCCGCCAGCUUUCGAUCUACCGGGAGCAGUUGUGAAUUGACCGAGGAUGAUGAUGCACAGGAUGACUCCAAAGAGUUGGCUGCAAUCAUUUACAAUGAUGCUGGUGAUGCUCAGAGCCUCGUCAUCCAGGUGGAAUCCUUCAAAUCUCCGAAACCCCAUGGUCCGCGAAAACGAGGAAACGUGGGUGGUCAAAAGAAUUCUAACCCAAUUUUCCAUAACGCUGCUAGUGCCACUGAAUCAUACCUUUCGUUGCUGGCGUCUGACACACUUGACAGCUUUCGCGCACCUGUACCCAAAAAUGCAAAGAAAGUAACUGCUCCGUCGAGCAGAAAAGCAUCGUGUAAAUCGCCUCCGAUCAUUCAACUGGCACGAACAGCUCGGAUACUGUCGAUGGGCAAAAGGAUUCCCUCUCGUAAACACAGGCGAGCUGUUGCGAAACCGUCAAUACUGUUUCGUCCAUCCGAUCAGCCCACGGACGAAGUGCGCCAGUUUCCAACUGACACAGGGCACACCAACUCGCAAACUUCGUCCACAGGGAUCCCCAAAGCUGCUGACCAGAUCAACCCGCAUACACGGUUGGAUCCGACGGAAAAUUUAGAAGAAUUCGUACUUCAGCCAGCCCCAAAAGGUACCACGGUUCGUUGCCGUAUCACUCGAGACAAACGUGGAGUGGACCGGGGGAUUUUUCCCACCUACUAUGUGCAUAUGGAACAGGAGGAUCGUAAAUACUUCCUGCUCGCUGCCCGCCGCCGCAAACGAUCCGCCACGAGCAAUUACAUCAUCUCUUGUGAUGCCACUGAUUUGUCACGAAGCGCCGCCAGUUUCGCCGGCAAGCUCCGAUCCAAUUUCGUGGGCACUCAGUUUGUCCUCUAUGGGGGUGGUAAGCGAGCCAACAGACGUCAUGAUGUACCGUCCUCUGGGCUGCGUUCGCGUGCCAGCCUUCGAUCUACCGGGAGCAGUUGUGAAUUGACCGAGGAUGAGGAUGCACAGGAUGACUCCAAAGAGUUGGCUGCAAUCAUUUACGUAAGUGGAACACAAUAUGGCGUCGUUUUGCAUCAGUAA